CCGCACGUGUUUUCAACGCGAUGCCGAAAUCCAAGCGCGACAAGAAAGUUUCCUUAACCAAAACUGCCAAGAAAGGCUUGGAAUUGAAACAGAACCUAAUUGAAGAGCUUCGGAAAUGUGUGGACACAUACAAGUACCUCUUCAUCUUCUCCGUGGCCAACAUGAGGAACAGCAAGCUGAAGGACAUCCGGAACGCCUGGAAGCACAGCCGGAUGUUCUUUGGCAAAAACAAGGUGAUGAUGGUAGCCUUAGGUCGAAGCCCAUCUGAUGAGUACAGAGACAACCUGCACCAGGUGAGCAAGAAGCUGAGGGGUGAAGUUGGUCUCCUUUUCACCAAUCGCACUAAGCAAGAAGUGAAUGAGUGGUUCACUAAAUUCACAGAAAUGGACUUUGCCCGAGCUGGUAAUAAAGCAACUUUCACAGUGAGCCUGGAUCCUGGGCCCCUGGAGCAGUUCACCCACUCCAUGGAGCCACAGCUGAGGCAGCUGGGCCUGCCUACUGCCCUCAAGAAAGGUGUGGUGACCCUGCUAUCUGACUAUGAGGUAUGCAAGGAGGGUGAUGUGCUGACCCCAGAGCAAGCGCGCGUCCUGAAGCUUUUUGGUUAUGAGAUGGCUGAAUUUAAAGUGACCAUCAAGUACAUGUGGGACUCACAGUCUGGAAGGUUUGAACAGAUGGGCAAUGACUUGUCUGAAAGUGCAACUGAGUCGGAAGAAGAGUCAGAGGAAGAUGACGACUGACUGGGAUGCUCAGAGUGGGGGCCUCUGGUGCUUC
Molecule: messenger RNA, 771 nt
Organism: Elephantulus edwardii (Cape elephant shrew)
Lineage: Eukaryota; Metazoa; Chordata; Mammalia; Macroscelidea; Macroscelididae
Gene: MRTO4
Product: mRNA turnover 4 homolog (S. cerevisiae)
Exons: 8
Coding region: 21-737 (238 amino acids)
Biological process (GO): ribosomal large subunit assembly; ribosomal large subunit biogenesis; nuclear-transcribed mRNA catabolic process
Cellular component (GO): preribosome, large subunit precursor; nucleolus
Molecular function (GO): RNA binding
Source: RefSeq, a predicted model, not a curated record